Molecule: messenger RNA, 1037 nt
Organism: Anoplopoma fimbria (sablefish)
Lineage: Eukaryota; Metazoa; Chordata; Actinopteri; Perciformes; Anoplopomatidae
Gene: epd
Product: ependymin
Exons: 6
Coding region: 62-706 (214 amino acids)
Biological process (GO): cell-matrix adhesion
Cellular component (GO): lysosome; extracellular region
Molecular function (GO): calcium ion binding
Source: RefSeq, a predicted model, not a curated record
UGCACUUAGAGUUCUUUUGCCAUCUCGACCUGUAUUUUGUGACUCCCUCUUUACCAGAAAAAUGUAUGCAGCUAUUGCGCUCGUCGUCUUCAUGUGCCUGACUGCCAGCACCCGUGCAGAUCAGCAUCAUCAGCCUUGUCAUGCACCCAAUAUGACAGGAUUCAUGAGUGUGUUAUCACUGAAGGGUGACGUGAAAGCAUUCGGUGCAUUCACUUAUGAUUCAAUGGGCAAGAAGCUUCGGUUCAGAUCAAACGAGAGCCACCCCACCAACACGUCCAUGGGUUUGGAUCUGCUGAUGUUUUUCGAUGAGGGGAUAUUCUAUGAGAUUGACAGCAAAAACCAGAGCUGCGAGAAAAAAACAUUGCAAUGCACUCAGCACCCUCUGGAUAUCCCCGACGAUGCAACGUUCUUGGGUACAGUGAACACUGGGAGUGCAUCCAUUGAAGGGGAGGGAUUAAAAACCAACGUAUGGACAGGAUCAAUGCCAGACAUGAAAGGCCACUACUCCAUGUCUGUAACCAUGGGAUGUUUGCCUGUGUGCACGAUGUACUACCAUGAGUCCACAUCAUUCAUGGUCAGCAUCACAGAGGUUGAAGUCGAGAUCAAGGAUCCUGAUCUUCUCGUGGUGCCUGCCUGUUGUCUGGGCCAGCCUUUGGAGGAGACACCUGAAGGGACGGUCCAUAGCUUCCUCAACGAGUUCAUGUAGAUGAAACCUCGCCGGCAGGAAAUCAAACCCCUAUACAAGUGUGGCCUGCCAGAUGUUUAGACUUUUCUUUGCUUUUCAUGUGUGACUUGAGCUUUUUAUGUGUGACACUGCACUACAUCACAGCUGUUUCCAUCACAUCUUCCACUCCCUUAUGAAGAUAUGGCUUUGAAUGGAUCAUCCUGUAUACAAACACUCUGAUGUAAAAGAAAGAGAUAUGAUAUGGAUUAUAGAAUUAGGCAUAAUUACUAACAGUUUGGUGGAUUUUAAAGUUGGUACUGCUUACAAAACCUGUAAGACAUGAUUAAUGGAACAAUAAAAUGUCAAAGCUGUC